Molecule: messenger RNA, 891 nt
Organism: Myotis lucifugus (little brown bat)
Lineage: Eukaryota; Metazoa; Chordata; Mammalia; Chiroptera; Vespertilionidae
Gene: SEC61B
Product: Sec61 translocon beta subunit
Exons: 4
Coding region: 260-700 (146 amino acids)
Biological process (GO): intracellular protein transport
Cellular component (GO): Sec61 translocon complex
Source: RefSeq, a predicted model, not a curated record
CCUUCCUAGGGCACCCGGGGGCCUCAGCGGGGCUGACCACGCCCCGCGGCGCGCUCGUAGGUUAGGCCACAUCAGCGCACGUCUGUGGGUGCCCAGUGAACCGCCGGAGGAAAUUUCUCUUCUGGCCAUGGCUAUAUCCGCCCUUUGGUACGAAUUGGACUCCAAGAAGGAUGCUGUGAUCUAAAGGAGGAAGACGGAAGAUAGGUACAUCCUACACAGCAGCGGACGAAGUCGCCGGUAGCAACAUUUCUACAGGCAGAUGGAAGGACAGCCCUGGCGUCCUUGGAGUCCGAGGCCCUGCCAGCAGGUCUGGGGGCGGGGACGGAACCAGUGUCUCCAGCCGCCGGUCCAGUGGCUUCGCUGCUUCCUUGCCGUCUGCUUCGGGCCCCUGCCACCUCCAGUUUCCAGAAUGCCUGGCCCGACCCCCAGUGGCACCAACGUGGGCUCCUCAGGACGCUCCCCGAGUAAAGCGGUGGCCGCCCGGGCGGCGGGUAGCACGGUCCGGCAGAGGAAAAAUGCCAGCUGUGGAACAAGGAGCGCGGGCCGCACGACCUCAGCAGGCACUGGGGGGAUGUGGCGGUUCUACACGGAAGACUCCCCCGGCCUCAAAGUUGGCCCUGUUCCAGUAUUGGUUAUGAGUCUUCUGUUCAUCGCUUCUGUAUUUAUGUUGCACAUUUGGGGCAAGUACACUCGUUCAUAGAUUUGGCUACAUCCAUCUGUCAUCUGAAGAAAGAGAAAAAAAAUCAAUAUAUCUUGGACCAAAAGCAUAGUGAUUUUCUGUUCAUGAGAAAGAAAUUUUCUGUAAGCUUACUGUUUUACAGGGAACUUAACGAGAAUUGAUUUUAAGGAUCAAUUUUUUUUCUAUGGCUAAUAAACUUUUUAAUUCAUUUA